Molecule: messenger RNA, 1977 nt
Organism: Symbiodinium sp. CCMP2592
Lineage: Eukaryota; Dinophyceae; Suessiales; Symbiodiniaceae
Source: the annotation of a GenBank genome assembly
AUGAAGAAACAGCAAACCAAAACCACUGCCGAGAAUGCCAAGCCCGCAGAAGCAGCAGCAACGCCAGCCCCAAAAUCAAAGGCCGAAGCAGCACCAGCAGAAGCAUCCCCACGCAGCCCCGAGGUUCCUGCAGCUUCGGGGAAUAAGCCAGAACCCAAGGAUCUGGAGAUUCCCAAGGAAUCCAAGGCUGCUCCCACGGAACAGAAGAAUCCCCCAGCAAAGAAGGAUGCCAAGGAAAAAAAGGGUUCCAAAAAGGAGAAGAAGGAAACGAAGAAUGCCAAGGAAAAGAAGGGUUCCAAGGAUAAGAAGGAUAAGAAGGAUAAGAAGGAAAAGGACGCCGGGCCUUCCCACGAACAGAAUGAGAAAGCCAACACAGAGCAGCAACAGCCACCGGCUAAGAAACCCAGGACCGCAGAAGAGGCCCCACACACUCCGCCGCCCCGGCCCAGUGAUGGCAGUCCCCUCGGCUGCGACAAGCAGCCCUCCGCAAAGGUCGAGCUCCGGACCCUAAAUCCGCAAUCCAUGGCAAAAUUUUUCGAUUCCGAAACCUACGCAAAGCCCGAGCAGAAGCAGGAACCCCACAAGAUCACCAGCAUGGAUCGGAGAGACACAGAGCUCAGCCUAUCGACUUCACCAACUGAGCCUUUGGAGACCGAAAGCCCCACGCCGUCUGAUACGACUACCAGCUCCCCGCCAGCAGCCAAGACAAGCCAGCCCCCGGCAGCUCCAGCCCACCGUGUCAACGGCAAGACCCGAGAGGCAAGACUGGCUACUUUGUCUGCCGAGCAGAAGACGGAAUUGACAAACAUGAAUGGUCCCUCGGCGAUGCCCCGAGCCGAACGAAAACGCCAAUUCGCUGCUUUGGGUCGCAGGCUGAAGGCUGAGAAGGAUCUCCACGCUGGCUUGGCUAUGAAGUGGGGCAAAGCUGAUGAUAACGAAAAGUUUGGGAUGCUGAAGGAGUGGUUGCUGAACGAUGGCAAACUUGGGGCGAUCACCGUCGAGGAGAAGUUCGUAAAGUUCGCCGAAACGAUGGAGACGGACCUCUACGUCACCAUGACGGUGUUCCAAAUGGAGAAGGAAUUUGGAGAGUCGGAGGAGGCGGCUGAGUUUAUCAAAGAGAUCUGUGCAGGACAGAAGGGAACACCGCACCCUCAAGCGCCUAAGUGUGCGAAAGCUCGGAUGUACAAGGUGUUGAAAGCUUUGCUAGACGAAAGGCGACGGGGCUCGAGAGCGGAAUCGUCGGCUACUCUUCAAGGAGAGGUGAAUGACCCGGCUGCAAAGGCAGCCAUUGCCAGCCGGUUGAAAGGCCAGCUGGAUGAUCUAGAGGGACAGGAGCUUGUGGACCGCGAGACCGGUAAGAUCAAACUCCGUAAGCCCAAGAAAGAAACCAAGCACAUGACCGACGAUGAGAAGCUUGUUCACAACUUUAAGGGGCUCAUCAAAAAGUUCAAAAGCUUUUCUGAGAAGAUCACCACUUCGCUUCGUGAUCUUACCGGAGUGAAGCACUGCACCGACCUGGUCAAUCAUCUGACAGACACGCAGAAGACGCUGACCAAGAAGACCAAGCAGCUGGAGAAGCACUACACGACCACGAAUGACCACGGAUUAUUACCCCAUGCUGUUCUCUGUGGCACUUACAGCCUGUCGAUGUGUACCAAGAAGGCACGCCUGAUUCAGCAUGCCAUCGGUGACGCUUGUGUCGCAGCAUACCUUGGACUGCAGGAUGGCUCCCAUGCCAUUUAUGGCUUGGUGGAGGAGUUUCUGGAACUGUCACGACGAUUGUCGGUGCAGACGAUCAGAGAUUUGGUGGCUGCCGUGCACAAACGGAUACCACCCAUGCCUUCGUUCCGAGAUUUGGCAGAAUGCACCACUGGUUCUAACAACGUGCAGCGAAAUUUCCGGUGCUGGCUUCGCCGACAGAAGUGGAUGGCCUGCCUACCCGAACCAGUGACGAUGCUCAGCUGCAUUUUCCAAUAG